AUGAAGAACUUGCACGUAUCUUGCACCUGUGGCAAAAAGGGUAAACCACCUUCUGCCCAUCUGUCUGGCUGUUCCAUCAGUAGAAAGAAUGGCAAAGACCUGACCGACAAAGACAAGAUGAAGUCACUUUUGGAUAACGAUAUGCAAAGAUGGAGAAACACUUCAAACACAUCCUCAUCACAAAAUUCGAAUCCCAGUGAUAGCUCUCCAGGAAGCUUAGCACAACAGCCCAUCUCUCCAGGCUCCAUUACCAAAAGUAACAACAACAACAACAACAGCAGCCAACUAAACCAACUAAACCAACUAAACCAACCACACGCUAACAACCAGCCCCAGAAUCAUUCUCUGCUCACUUCGCCCAAAGUUGGCAAUCCAGAACUUAAUCACAAUUUUGUCAUUGAAGAUGUGCUCAUGCCGUUUGACACCAAGAGUGGUCUCUUUGACUUGUUCUCAAGACUGAGUCCCGCAAACUCCAACCAUACAAAUACCAAUACCAAUAUAAAUACACACAGUAACACUUCAACACCAAAUGGAUUAAAUGCAACUACAAAUGCAAAAGAGAAUCAGACUUUUCUGGGCAUGACAAAUGGAGUUGAAAAGGAACCUCUACAAGAUUUUACACAACAACAACAACAACAACAGCAGCAGCAGCAGCAGCAAGAGCAACAACAACCGGAGAACAAAUCACAAGAAUAUCCAUUAUAUAAUGAAUCAUCAUCGUUCAAUCCUCCAAAUGACACUUAUUUUGAUAUCAAAGAUCCAACACAAUUGGAUAGUCUACACAUGAGUCCCGACGAGGUUGAUGUUGUAGAUCAUAUGUUUCCGUUAUUUCCCUUGAUUGGUGGCCAAAGUUUUGAUAAUGAAAACCAACCAUUACUGGGAAUGCCACCGGAAGUUAAAAAGACUUUACCAUACCAACCAACACCAAUGCGUCCCGGACAGGACUCUCAAUUUGCCAACAUGGGCUACAGCUCGGAAAGCUCUUUACAAUCAACACUAGAUCUGCAACUGCAACUGCAACUGCAAUUUCAACUGCUACAACAACAUCAACAACAACCACCGCAGAAUAGCUUGAAUCGCAACAAUAGCCUUAACAACCAUUACCAACAUAACAACAGCUACCAGCAGCUGCGACCUAAACGUCCAGAAAGUGUAUUAUCAAUAGCUUCGAAUUCAUCAUCCCGCUCAUUCGAUUUUAUGGGUAAUGCAUUUUCAAAUCUGAACAAUGCAUUCAUGAAUGGAAGUUUCCCCCUCCCAACAAACUCUACAGCAUUUCCACCAUCGGGCGGUAAUAACAGUAACACCAAUACGCAUGACGAUUAUUCACUUUCGCACUCGCAUUCGCAUUCGAGCUUGAACUAUGAUGACCAUGCUACAGGCCACCAUCAUUUUGGGAAAACAGGGUUGGGCUCCAAUUCCAAAUUUGGCUCUCAGUUGAGUAAGAUUGAAAGUGAGUUGUAUACAGAAUCAUUUGACGAUGAUGCCUUUGGCAACCAUGAAGACGAUUACAACCAAUAUCAAGACAAGCAGAAUCAAGAACAAUCUGAGUUGAAUAGUAUCAACGAGGCACCUCUGAAUUAUAGUCAGUCCUUCACAAGCUUACAACAACCUCAACAAGAGCAAGGACAAAAUCAAUUUCAGGAGCAGCAACCAGAGACAUUAGAUGAUUAUAAUGUCUUUAACAAAUCAAAUAACUCGUUUGACACAAACAAUCCUAAUGACGUAAUAGAUCAAACAACGUCGUAUCCACCAAAUUUCUACAAUUUUGACAGCAGCAAAAGCUAUAAUGAUUCCAACGCCAUUUACGAAAGCAACUACAGCAAUCACGAUAACAAUAUAACUACCACCAACGACAACAGCAACAACAGCAACGACAACGACAACGACAACAACAAUAACAAUGAUAAUAACAAUAAUAGCGACAACAACUAUAACAAUGAUAAUAACAAUAAUAGCUACAACAACUAUAGCAUUAACGAUUCGUUUGAUCCACUUAAUGGUCCUCUGUUAGGCGAUUUGACAUUUGGUACAAUGCCCGGUUUUGCAUAUAAUAACAUCGAUAAUAACAACACCACCAUGAAUACUAAAACAAAUACCAACAAUAACAAUAUCAAUAGCAUCAAUUCCAAUAACAAUUUGAAAUCUGGAUUAAGUAUUGAUACAAACACAUUUGACAAGAAUAUUCUUAGUUCUUAUAACGAAGAAAUCCCACUAUAUCGAGAUUUUGCUGUUCCUAUGGGUAAACCAAAAAACAGAGAGUGA
Messenger RNA from Lodderomyces elongisporus, 2262 nucleotides. It is a transcript of the gene CUP2, whose product is annotated as Cup2p. Bases 1 to 2262 code for a protein of 753 amino acids. The record is from RefSeq and is a predicted model, not a curated record. The transcript has 2 exons. NCBI's taxonomy places the organism in Eukaryota, Fungi, Ascomycota, Pichiomycetes, Serinales, Debaryomycetaceae.